This is a messenger RNA of Lactuca sativa (garden lettuce), 1278 nucleotides long. RefSeq lists its product as uncharacterized. The record is from RefSeq and is a predicted model, not a curated record. Lineage: Eukaryota; Viridiplantae; Streptophyta; Magnoliopsida; Asterales; Asteraceae.
UCCACCCCUUUGAUUUCCUUCACACAUUCACAAAUUCCCCCCUACAGCCUCUUCUUUCUAACCCUAAUUGGGACAUUUUCCCCAAAAAUAUUUCACCCAAUUUCUUCUCUCCAGUCCCAAAUCUGAGUCUCUUUUGCUUCAACUCUUUCUUUUUUGUAGAUCUGUAAAGAUACCGAUGGGUGGUGUUGCUGUUCUCCAUCCUCAAGAUUGUCUAAACGAUAAUAUAUUCUCUACGCCGGUGAAAUCUCGCCGAGCACCGAAACCUAGCCCUAAUUUUUCGAAUUCUAGCCCUAAUAUCACCAGAUCUGAAGGACGGAAACGAAGUCCACCAACUGGCGUACGAAGAAACAAAACGGCAACGGCGUUGGUUGUUGAUCCGCCACAGACGGCGGUCGCCAAGAAUCUUGUCAUGGGACAGGUGAAAAUUUUGAAACGAGGUGAACCUUUGGAUGAAUCAUCGACGGUUUUGAAGGAGAUGGAUGAUCGCAAGGUUUCAAACGGUACGGCGACGACGACACCGACAAAAGAAGUCGUCGUUGAUCGAAAGGCUUCCAAAGAUCCCACCGCGUCCCGGAGAGUUUUACCAACGAAGAAGAAAUCCGAGAAGGAGAAAAGAAGUUUCUCGAUUCCAAACCCUAGAACCGACAUUAAAAUUGACGAUUUUGCCCUUUCGUCAACAAACCGCUUAGGACCCGACCCGGAAAUGGUACCAAAACAGAUGAAGAAAAACAUCGCUGAGUUUUUCUUCGCAGGUUCCGCUUUCGUUGAUUCACCACCACCAAGCUCCCUCCCUUUGCCUGGCUUCUUUACAAAGAAUUUUGUCACCGCAGCCGUGAAGGAAGAUCCCAGCACCGAUCUCCGGCGGAUUCUCGGUUUAAACCUUUCAUAGUUCUAAAUAACCAUAAUUUCAGUUUCCAGAGUUGCUACAUAAGUUUGAUAGAUGAUGAAAAACAUCUUUCCUCCGAAUUUGACACAAUUUCCCUAAUUUUUGACUGGGAAAGUUUGAAUUCGGUAAGAAAGAUUGUUGUUUCUCAGCUAGAUGCCCCUUUAGUAGGAUAAUUAGGAGAAAAAUAUAGUCUCUUUAAGGUUGUUUUCUUUAUUUAAUUCAAGCUAUAUAUGAUAUCUACUAUGAAUUAAGUUUAGGAAUGUUACUGGGUUGUCAUGUAAUAAUCCGUUGGUGAUGAUUAUUGAUUAGGUUGGCCUGCUUUUCUUGUAUGUAAUUAAAGCAUAUUUACCCGAAUCAAAGUAUAAUAAUAAUAAUAAUACCGUUUGUUUGUU